GUUUUACCUAUAUAAGGAAGAGAUCCUCCUCCGGAGCUACCUAGGACCAACUGCCCCUUCGAGGCACAUUACAAUCACGCAUAUCGGAAAGAAAAGAAAACAUACUUUGCAAUAUCUAAUCAAUAAACCGUUGGAUAAGAGCCUGCAUUUACACCCCUGAACAAGGCCUGGCGACAAUGCCAUCCUUAGUUGAAGGUUUGCUAGCUUCUCAGUGCCGACAAUUGCAACCUACUCUACAAAGCGGAAACAAUGGAAAGCCUACCUCCCUCGCAUAGCUUUGCUGCAGGGUUGGAUGCCGGAUGGCGGGGGACAGAGGGAGAAGAGGUGGAAAAACUAUUGUGUGGUAAUGACUUGGUGGUAUCACGGAAGGUGGAAAACCAAAUGGGAGGGGUGGAAAUAUUCCUGCAGGAGAUGCUGCGACGGCGAGAUGUACUGAGGGGAACGAAUAGAAAACGCAAGCCUUCUUUAAGCACUGAGGAGACUGUUCUUAACCCAGUUGCUUCAUCGAAGCUGCGCAACUACCUCAUUACGCAAGUGAGUGAUGGCUCAGAUUCUAGCGGGGCAGACUCCCCUUCGGAGAGCAUUUCCAGCUCCGAUUCACAAACAUCUAUAUCCUCGCCAACAUUUCUAAGGGAAAGUCCAAUACCGAUACUGCCGGAAAAGUCUGUCCUCGACUUGAUACCCGAAUGCGUUCCUCACUUCUCGCAAAAGGUAUUGGAUGAGAUCACAAUGCCAAUGUCGGGCUGGAAUCCAUCGACAAUGACACUCCCCCCCCCACGGCCAGCCAAUCUAGAAAGCCCUACCGAUAGGGAGUUAUUACAGGCCUACCUUGAUAUUUCGGCAAAACGAUUAGCAGAUACCUCACCCUCAUAUGUGGAUCUAUUCAGAAAGUACAUACCUGCUAUGGCUUAUGAUUCAACGGGGUUGAUGGAGGGAAUAUUGGCCCUAGCAGCAAUUCAGAUAGGGCUGAUGAGAAAAGACCCCCGCAUAAUAGCAGUCGAUGCUGCUUCGCAUUACCAUAAAGCGUUAAAGGCGCACUUUAGGGCUGUUGCAGACCCUAACUGUAGAUCAAGAGACUCACUCCUCGCUACAAGUAUAAUAUUAGGUCAUUACGAGAUCUGGAAUGGGGAAAAUGUGAAAAUGGGCGUUCACAUGUUGGGAGGAAGGGACAUAAUACUGGCUAGAGGCAAAGCAGCCCACAUGACGCCAGUGGGGAGAGCCCUUUAUGCUGCCUUCAAUAGAAUGGAUGUAGCCACCUCGAGUAUUAGCGGAAACCCAACAUUUAUGACAAAGGAUUGGUGGACUGUUGACCCAUUCACUCGCGUUCCAAUUUCAACCGAUUCCCCAACCCUUCUGGUAGCUGACGCCGCCCUCUCGAAGCUCUGUGUGCUCUGCUGUAAGCUUACCUAUCUUAAAGCUUGGUCGCUGAAGCGUAGGAGGACCCUCUGGGUUAAAUCCAAUGGCAACCCCUCCCUAAAGCAAAAGGAAUCACUCCAAGAAACCAUUGAAGAUCGAGUAUUAAAAUUAGAAGAAGAGCUUGAUAUAUGGUAUGCCGAGCUUCCCUCUUGGUUUUCUGCCCUUGACACCGAUCCCCCGGACUACAAUCCUAAAGGCGAAGACAUCAACACAACUUCAAUCGCUUCGAUUACCGUGGGAAGCUAUCAGCAUAUAUCUAUAGCCAUGGUCCAUGGUUGGGCAAUCGGCGUCAGGCUUCAGUUAAACCGGAUAAGCAACCCUGACAUGCCAGUUGUUCCACCUCGCCUAGGCUCUUUGUGCCACACGCUCCUCCGUAUAUUUGCUUGUUUACCGAGCUCAAGUGAUGCAUGCAUUGUGGCCCCAUUAUUUGCAGCCGGCAUGGAAUUACGCCAAAAGUGUCACCAAGAAUGGUUGUUAAAUGCUCUGCAAGAGCGGAUAGAUGAGAUUGGGUUCCAUGGUUUAAUAUUCCUGCGGGAAGGAUUGCGUUUUACCUGGUCCAAGUUGGAGGGCAUGAACAAAGGCCGAUUCAACCGGAUAAAAGAAGGGGCCGCAUCAAAGAUCGAUGGAGUUUCGGAAAAUCUUUGGGCAGCUGAAGGGAUGCUAGGGACAUUCGAGAAGCUAGCACUUUACGAUUCACCAGACAUGGUGGGAAAAAGAAAAAAUUUCCAAGGGGAUAUUGAUACGUCCAAUCUCCCGGAGGAUGUCGUUCCAUAUGAAGCUCCUAAAGCAGACCCUAUAGUCAUAGUCAUCGAUAGCGCUAGCUCGAGUCCCGUUGCUGCACCGAAACGUCUAAGAUCCGACUCACCGGAAAUAAUAUUAGUGAGAAGAAAUGGCCGUGCUGUGUGA
Messenger RNA from Tuber melanosporum (Perigord truffle), 2322 nucleotides. RefSeq lists its product as uncharacterized. Gene Ontology annotation, cellular component: nucleus. The record is from RefSeq and is a predicted model, not a curated record. The transcript is spliced from 9 exons. Gene Ontology annotation, biological process: positive regulation of transcription by RNA polymerase II. NCBI's taxonomy places the organism in Eukaryota, Fungi, Ascomycota, Pezizomycetes, Pezizales, Tuberaceae. Gene Ontology annotation, molecular function: transcription cis-regulatory region binding; DNA-binding transcription factor activity. Bases 250 to 2322 code for a protein of 690 amino acids.